Stomoxys calcitrans (stable fly) is the source of this 894-nucleotide messenger RNA. RefSeq names its product serine protease SP24D-like. Lineage: Eukaryota; Metazoa; Arthropoda; Insecta; Diptera; Muscidae. Gene Ontology annotation, biological process: proteolysis. Gene Ontology annotation, molecular function: serine-type endopeptidase activity. The transcript has 2 exons. The record is from RefSeq and is a predicted model, not a curated record. Bases 53 to 835 code for a protein of 260 amino acids.
GUGUACAUAAAAAAAAACCGAAAGUCUUGACGGAAGAAAAAAUCUUCUCAAUAUGAAUUUUCAUAGGCAAUACGCUUUGUUAAGUUUAUGGAUUUUGCUGUUGCUUGCUAAUGCAAAGGCCAACGUCAAACAACCUUUGGUAUAUCCACAAUCGCGCAUUGUGGGAGGAUCAAAUGCCAUACAGGGACAGUUUCCCUAUCAGGUGUCCUUGCGCAUCGAAAAUAAUCAUAUAUGUGGAGGAUCAAUAAUCUCAUAUAAUUACAUAGUGACGGCAGCGCAUUGUGUGGUCCAAGGAAAUCCACCAAAACAAGUUGAUCCUCAUUCUCUUACCAUCUAUGCUGGUAGCAAUUACAUUAACAGUGGUGGCCUUGUCUUAAAAGUAGCUGAAGUCAAAGUUCAUCCAUCAUACAAAGGUGGCAAUAAUGACAUAGCCUUGCUGAAGUUAACACUUCCUUUGAUUUUUAAUGAACAUCUAAGAGCCAUUCCAUUGGCCGUGCAUGAUUCACCAACAGGAGUGCCUGUUAUCACCUCCGGUUGGGGACGUUUAAGUGACGGUGGCACUAGACCUCAAAUUUUGCAGUACAAUACUUUAAUGGCGGUAAACCACCUAGAUUGUACCCGCUGGAUUUCAGGUUUACCCUCGAGUGUAUUUUGUUUGGCGCACACUUUUGGAAAUGGAGUCUGUAAUGGGGAUUCGGGAGGUUCAGCAGUCUACAACAAUACUCUGGUGGGUGUUACCAAUUUUGUUGUUGGCAAUUGUGGUACACAUUAUCCUGAUGUAUAUGCCAGUGUGCCGUAUCAUUUGAAAUGGUUGAGGGAGAAUUCUCAGCAAUAGGCUGGUAUUACAAAUUACAAAGAAAAAACAAAAAUGCAACAAAAAAAUAUCAACAUGAA